UACCACACCAAAGAAAGAUUAAUUUCUCAACAACCAAACAUGACGAUUACAGAGAUGAAAGUACACAUGGACUGUGCUGGAUGCGAGAGUAAGAUCAGAAAGGCUCUUAAGAAACUAGAAGGAGUAGAUGAGGUGGACGUGGACAUGGGACUGCAGAAGGUGACUGUUACAGGAUGGGCAGAACAGAAGAAAGUGUUGAAGACAGUGAGGAAGACUGGAAGGAGAGCAGAGCUGUGGCCUUUUCCAUACAACCCGGAGUAUCAAACCCAACAGUACUACUACUCUCAUCAACUACACCAACAUCAGAGCCACCAACCGGUCACCUACUAUAGUAGUACUACUCCUCAGCCUUCUUCAUCUUACAACUACUACAAGCAUGGUUACAAUGACCCUGGUUAUGGUUACUACCACGGUCCUGCUCACUCUUCCAUCUUUGAUGAACGUGCCGGCGCCAUGUUCAGUGAUGAAAACCCUAAUGCUUGCUCCAUCAUGUGAUCAUCUCUA
Molecule: messenger RNA, 504 nt
Organism: Telopea speciosissima
Lineage: Eukaryota; Viridiplantae; Streptophyta; Magnoliopsida; Proteales; Proteaceae
Product: heavy metal-associated isoprenylated plant protein 28-like
Exons: 2
Coding region: 40-495 (151 amino acids)
Molecular function (GO): metal ion binding
Source: RefSeq, a predicted model, not a curated record